AUGCGAUCCACUUUUUUGGUUCUGCUUGUUGCCGUCUGCACCAGUGUGCUGUUUUGUAAGUUUUGGGGAGACAAUAAACAGUACGUUUGACUACAUAGAACCAGGUCCAAUCAAAUAGGUCUUUCUGGCAUUCAAAAAGGUGAGGACAAGUAGCUGGCAAUCAAGUAAACUUGUCAGCUAGCAUUUCGAGACGGGAAUUAAAUCUACAGGAUCAAUUUUUUCAAUUUAAAAAAAAUGUUACAAUCAAGUCUCCAUUAAAUCUGUUACCACUCCCUUUCUUUUCAGCCGCCGCAGAUCCCGCUGCGCCAGCCGCUAACGCCUCGGCUCCGGCAGCAGCCGCUCCGGCGGCGGCAGCAGCAGCACCGUCCGCAGCAUCAGCGCCGGCCGCUCCCGCCGCUGCCCCAGCAUCCUCGGCUGCACCUCCGGCUGCCGCCGCAGUGACCGCCGGACCAGCUGUAACCAAAGCUAGUAGUGAAACCAAGAAACCCGAAAAGAAGGCUGCAUUUGGAGUUGGAGUACCGUAAGCAGACCAUAUAUAAAAUAACCUAUUCUAUACAAAACAAAUUCUUUCCACUAAAAAAUAGGGUAUAGAAAUGCGAGUGAGAUCUUUUUCAAGUCGCUUCAGCGAAGGUACCUCGGCAAAUCCUUCCAGAAAAUAGCGGAAUCUCUCAUACAUAACCCGGACCUGAUUACUAAAAAAACUAUAUUUUUUAUCUGCUAAAAAAGAUCAUGUUUCAGUUCCGCGAUCGCCCUCCUAACGACCACUGUGUUGGUUCUGCAAUUGUAAGAAGGUGGACACACGAGUAUGGUCGAAUGUAUUUUCUAUUUUAACUCAUAAUCCGCUUUUUUAAUAUUAAAAAUAUCAUGGCUUUAUUUUCAAGUAUCUUAUUUGCUGUAUAAAAUUUAGAUUUUUAUUUCGUAAAUAAAUAGAUCGAAAAUACCCUAUGCAUCGUUGUUAUGGAUCAACUUUCAAAGAUGUUUAAAAAAUCGGAUCAAGGAAGGACUUUAUUUUGAGACAGCUAAAUCUCUGUACAACAAACCGCAAGGGAUCAAAAAUUAAAUUGGUCAAAGACGGUCCUGUAUGAAGUUUUCUUUGGCUUGUAGUUAGAAUUGACUCUUGCGACCGCUGAAAAUUUAUGGGAGUUCGUUCUGCUCAUGAUCUACUACGCUUUCGUACUGAGCACAAUACAAAAUAUACGUUUUGUGCAUAUUUCUGGUCAAGAAAAAAAGUCCAUGUCCUUUAUGAAAGUACUAUGUAUGUAAUCGUAAAAUUACAAAAUAUCCUUACCGGUAGAUCAAUUGAGCAUCCAAUGAUCAUAAAAUAGUAUGUUGUAAAAAUGCAUUGUUUUUCAAUCACAUUACCUUUAUUUUUAUGAAGAAAUAAAUUAUUUCAACAUCAGAACUUUUUUUGCUUUUGUAAAACUGCAGGCCCUCCGGAAAAGAUCACGCAUCCAGAUGUAUCCUGAAUCCAUUCAAACGCACUUUCUUUGUAAAAUAUUUAACUUUUUUCUUCGCAGUCAACAGUGACACAAGAGAAGAAAAUGGAUGCACUUAUUGUAUCCAGGAUGCAUUUGGAAGCAUUUAUUGCCAAGUAUUCCUCUCCAAGGUUUAAUGGCAUGAAAAAAGAAGCCUUCAUACAACAGCGUCAUCCGUAAUAACUAGGACUCAGCUUCCAUUUUCUGUAUAAAGAAUGGUAAAGUAGCUUUAGACUUUUAUUUUCCUUCAUACUUUAAUUUACUGUUUUCCGAGUAUACAUUUUUUUCUACUUCCGACGUAACGGACAAGUGAGAAGAUAAAAAAAAUCUUUAAAAAAAGAUCUCUAUUAUAAUAUUUCUUAUGGAAAAGCUAAAUUUUAUUUGAAGUUUGGUGUAUACAAGUACCAUUCGUAUACUUGUAAAGUUCAGGCCUUGAAAAGUGGGUUACAGUAAUUUUUUAAAUUUUUGAUUAAAAUUUUUUUGAGCUUUCAUCUUUUUCCAGUAUAUUUCUGAUCCAUAAGUUUUUUUGCCAGUGGGAAGCACUCCUAAAUGGGUUACUGUAAUUCAAUACCCCCAUAUUUUUUACGAAUUCCCUCCAAACUUCCUGGGUUUUAGGUUUUCCCCCGAUCCCCUCGACCUUGACCGUGCAUUUUCUCCAUUUUUCCUCGGACUUGCAUUUUCUCAAAUUUUCACAAAAAAUUAUUUCGCUCCCUAAACGAGUGGAGCACCCUGACUCCGCUCCGGAGUCAUUUUGGAAUAUAAAAAACGCGCCCGCGUCACUGGCGUGGACAGACGACGAAAGGAACGGGGGGAAAUAGCGAACACCCGGAGCCGCAAAUUUAGGCGGGAUUUGGAUGACGCGAAAGAGCGGGCGAACCGCGGAGACGCCAGAGAAAGUGAGGCAUCGGAGAGGGAAGACAACUUCUCCGCUUCUCCGGUGCCAACCUACAUUUUUUGAUGUACAACCAAGUUUUGGUAUAAUGCAUUUGAAACGGACCAAGAGUAAUUCUAAGUUUCUUUGUUGUAGAUCACAUUUACUGUGCAAAAAGUUUGUUUUUGUCUAAAGAUCCCGGUCCAAAGUAGAGGAAUGGUACACUGUAGCAUUUUUUGGGACACGAAGAACUCGGUACCAAAAAUAGGACUUGUUUUUCUUAAAAUAAAGUUUCUCGGUGGAUACGGUAGUUUUAAAAAUUUUGCUUAUUUUUGCCAGACUGCCCGAAAUGGAAAAUAUUAUCUUUUUUCCUGGUAUCUGGUGAGGCCUGCCUCAAAGUUUGUCAUCAUUGAUGUAGAAAAAAUCCGAAAAAAUAUAGUGUACUUGAUGACUAAGUUCGAUCGCUACUCUCUAAAAAAUACUUGAUUUAUUUACACCUGAUAUAAAUUUAUCAUAUUUGAAAUAAUAAAUGUAAAUUAUUUCUAUGUUUUUACUCAAUCUUUGACACUAGGUACACGAAUUGCACUAGUUGAAAAUUUUUUAUACCGUAUUCUAUCCAUUCACCACUCCAUUUAUCACUUCUGUCUCUGCUGUCUAUCCGAUUUCUCCAAUAUUUCCUCAAGUACUCGGAAAAACUCGCAAUGACCGAGUUAUUUUCUGACCGAAGUACAGCCAUGACCCUGCUCCACGUCCCUAAUUUCUCUUUUCGUCGCCAAGUGCACUCUGUUCGACGGUCCAGAAAAUCCGUCAUCGCGACUUUGUAAAAUACGGGAAUAUCCUAGGCUGAUUCGGCGAUCCUUCUUUUACAACAUUUUUAACGUGAAAUUGUUGUGUUACAAAAGGUAAUGAACUCUGCUUUUACAUAAACCAAUGAUUUUUGUGAGUCGCGGUGACGGAUUUUCUGGACGUUCCAGAUUUAGCGCUCGCUGUCGAUUUCGGGCGUUGGUUGUCUUUUUUCUGCUUUCCACUGAACGCGUUCUUCUCCAGGAUGUCUAAAUGACCGAAACUUCUGUUACUGUUGCAACACCUGUUGUAAAAUCACCUUCAUUAUAUUCCACUAGACAUUUUUUCUUGAAAAUUUUAUUUUUUGUCAGUAUCAGCAAGAUAGUAUCAAGUAUCUUUCAUGAUGAAAGUCGAGAGAUUAUACAACGUAACAUACUUUGAUUUACCGUUCUGUAUCUACUGACUUAUCAUUUUCCGCCGAUAUUUCCCUAAGGUAUUCUUGAUCCAGUACAACAUUUUUUGAGGCCAAUCGCCCGCCCUUCGUUGUUUUGCUUGCUCUUUGCGAGCUUAUGAAACUAUUUAUCAACGAUUCACUCAACUAUUUUUUUACCGGAAAUUUUAAUUUUUAGUGCACCUUUGCUUUAUCUUGUACAAUAUUUUUUCAGGCUACCCAUGAGCUCCAGGCCUAAGCGUUCGACUCGACAAGCUGCUAACACCUCCACAGUCUCCAAUGGCGACGCUGAACGCGAACUGAGGGAUCGCAAGCCCAAGAAAGCUUCGAAGAAACGGAAGCGAGAUGAAUCUGACGAUGAUUGUAGGUUUUUGCUACUUUAUUGGAUUUUUAGGUCAUAUUAAAAAAGUCCAAAUUCCUUCAAGGUCUCGGAAGAGGUGUACUCGUUAUUUUUUCGGACUUGUAUACCCUAGGUUUGCUGUUUUAUUGUCAAAUGCGUCAAUAGUAAUCUGUUUUGUAGUCGGAAAUCCGGACAGUGAAGAGGAAUUCGAAAAGCUCAUGCAAAGAGCGGAAGAAGAGGAAGAUGAAAGGAUAGCCAAGAAGAAGAAGAGGAAAGAAGAGCGUCAACGGAAGGAAAAUCAUGUCCAAGAAGAGCAUCAAGAUUUCUGCGAGGUUUGUCAACAAGGUGGAGAAGUGAUCCUUUGCGAUGGAUGCCCGAAGGCCUAUCACAAAAUCUGCUUGGAUCCCGAGCUUGACGAGGUGCCAGAGGGCUCGUGGUUUUGUCCCUCUUGUGCUGAGAAUGGUGUUCCGGAAGAGGGAAAGAAAAAGGAAAAGGAUCAGCCACCUGGAAACAUGGAUACUUGUUUGAUCUGCAAGGUAAUUUCUGAGACAUGUUUUAAAUUUAAGCGGUCGCUGUGGGACUAAUCACAAAAAUAGAGAUAUGAAUUUUAAAUUUUUGGCAUCAUUUUUAUCAGUUUCCACCUGAUUCUCAUGGAUUAAUAAAUUCUUUGCAGGAAGGUGGAUUCAUCCUCUGCUGCGACUCCUGCCCCAAUUCUUAUCAUGCUUACUGUACAACGCCUCCAAUGGAAGAGCUCCCCGACGCCAAUGACCCCUGGCAUUGUCCAUAUUGCACUGUCGAAGAGCCACCCCACAAACCGCAUAAAAUCAUAUCUUGGAGGUGGGUCAGUGUCCCAUAUCCUGAUCCGGUCGACCCUGCCGACCUUCCCAAAGACGGCGAACGCCAGGAAGAUAUGGAUGAAGAACGCGUUCAACGCCUUAUGCUUCGGCCACCACGAAAAAUGGAACCUCGAAAAGAAAGGGAGCUGUUUGUGAAGUGGAAGAAUUUAAGUUAUUAUCAUGCCACUUGGGUGCCCGAAUUGCCAUUGCAAGUCCAUCAUCGGACCUUUAUGACGGUGUAUUGGCGUAUGAACGGCGAUAUGGAACCGCCAGAGAAUGAUGAUGGAUCCACGGACGCGGAGACCGGAAACGUUGCUGAUCAAGAAAAGGAAUCGGACGAACACGAUCUGGAAAAGCGGUUCUACAGGUACGGCGUGAAGCCAGAAUGGAUGCAGAUUGCCCGAAUUAUAAAUCAUUAUCAAGCCGGAAGCAGGGCCUUCGAUUAUCUGAUCAAAUGGAGUGACUUGGCUUAUGAUCAAGCCACCUGGGAGGCUGAUGACAUGGACAUUGCUAAUUAUAUGGAGAAGAUAAACAAAUAUUGGACUCAUCGGUGAGUAGGAAUUCUUUUUUCUUGAGUUUGCGAAGAUGCCUUUUGGCGGAAAUUUGGGGAACCUUAUAAAAAAUUCUGUAUGACCAAUGAUGAAGCAAAAAGUUGUAAUGAAAGAUAUCUUACUACUAUAAUGUUAUCGCAAAUUUGUCAUUUGAAAGUAAUGCUAAGCCAAGUGACAUUGCGAUAACUCAGAAUAUAAGGUUUGAAUCGGAGGGUUAGGUCAAAAAAGCAUUGACCUAAACGUUUAAACUUGAACCAACACUUUUUUAGAUUAUUCUUUGCAUUUGUUUAUAUGAUUAUCAAUUAAUUUGAUGUCUGAGGUCAGUAAAAUACGGUAAUUUAAGGGUUGAGUUGUGUCAUGGAGAUUUUUGAACGAAAAUUUGGAGUUUUUUAUAGUGAGAAGAAAUGGUGAUUGUAAUUUGUUUAGAGAAUUGAUGACCAAUGAGAAGAUCCCGAAAUCAGUCCUGAAGAAAAUUGAGGCCUGGCGAGACGAAAAUGGCAUGCCCUCAUGGGAGGAGGAAAAACAAAAGAAAAAGGAGGAAAGAAAGAAGAAAAAUGAUGUAAGUUGAAAGCAAGUUAUGAUAUUAUGUUUAGAUUUUAAUUGGAAACCUAUUUUUGAUUUUUUUUUUUUAAAUUUUGGGAGCGAUUAGUUUUCGUAGUGGGACAAAAAUUACUGUAAAAUCAUUUUGAGGUUUCGGUCGUGACAGAGUGAUAAUUUUGAUUUUGAUGUCCUUCCGUCAUUUGUUUAGGGUCCGACAGUAAAACGCAGUCCUGUCGAACUCAGUACCAUGACGAAAAUCAUAUUCCUGACGCUUUUUAGGAGAAUUUUCCCAUUGAUUUUGAUUCCUUAGGGCUGAAACUUCAAUUUUAUGGAUGAUUCCCAAAGGCAGUGUCGGAUAUUUGAAUAAUUGGAGGGAUUAGAUUUGAAAAGUUUCGAAAAAUGCAAUAGUGUAUGGGUGGAGUUAGUAGAAGGUCUUAAAAUUUCAUUUGAAGUUUUUGGCUUGAUUCUGGGGUGUUUAAUUCCAGAUCAGCAAGAAAUACGAAGAGCAACCCCAAUUCGUGGUGGAUACCGGCGGAAAAUUGCACGAAUAUCAAAUGGAGGGAAUCAACUGGCUUCGGCAUUGCUGGUCCCAAGACAUCAACGCCAUCCUCGCCGACGAAAUGGGUCUCGGAAAGACGGUUCAAGCCCUCACAUUCUUGUACUCGCUAUACAAGGAAGGCCAUUCGGACGGCCCGUUUCUGGUCGCGGCGCCAUUGUCGACCAUCAUUAACUGGGAAAGAGAGGCCGAAUUCUGGGCCCCAGACUUUUAUGUGGUUACGUAUUGCGGACUCAAGGAAGCCAGAGCCGUGAUCAGAGAGCAUGAGAUCACUUUCGAUGAGGUCAAGAACUCAAGCAAGGCUUGCAAAGUGAAGGUGAGGUUUUACAUUUUUUUGAAUUUUUUUGAAGUUUAGGGAAAGAAUGACAGGGAGAUGUUGGAAUGUUAAGGAACUGUUUUUAUGUUUUACCCUUAUUUUUUCAGGGUAAUCUUAAAUUCCACGUCCUUCUCACUUCCUACGAAUGCAUCAAUGUGGACAAAGCGACCCUCGCCUCGAUCAAAUGGGAGGCCCUGGUGGUCGACGAAGCCCACCGUCUCAAAAACAACCAGUCCCUCUUCUUCCGUAACCUCAAAGAAUACGACAUUGCAUACAAAUUGCUGUUGACAGGAACUCCCCUUCAAAACAAUCUGGAGGAAUUGUUCCAUCUCCUCAAUUUCUUGUCCCCAGAUGAGUUCACGAAUGUCGAAGAGUUCACGUCCGAGUUUGCGGACAUUGCCAAGGAAGAUCAGGUUGCGAAGCUGCACUCAAUGCUCGGACCUCACAUGUUGAGAAGAUUGAAAGCGGAUGUGCUGACUGGAAUGCCGUCGAAAUCUGAACUGAUUGUCUGUGUGGACAUGGUACCCCUUCAGAAGUAUGUUUUGGAAUUUUGAAGAAAUUCUGGGGGUUGUUGUUGUAAAAAUUUUUAGUUUCUACUAGGAGAUCCCGUCAUUUGUUUAGGGUCCGACAGUAAAACGCAGUCCUGUCGAACUCAGUACCAUGACGAAAAUCGUAUUCCUGACGCUUUUUAGGAGAAUUUUCCCAUUGAUCUUUACGCUAUCUAGCAAAAAUUUCGAUUUUUUGGAAAGUUCUCAAAGGCAGUGUCGGAUAUUUUUAAAAAAUUAAGUGACGUUUAGGAGGGAGGGGUACUUUAGGAGGGGAGUUUGUGAUUUUGAGAGAAGUCUAUUUUACUUUAUUUUAGACGAUAUUACCGGAAUAUUUUGACGAGGAACUACGACGCCCUCAAUAUCAAAGGCGGCGGUCGAAUGGUCUCAUUGUCCAACAUCUUGAUGGAGCUGAAAAAGUGCUGCAACCAUCCCUAUCUCUUCCCCAAGGCCGAAGAAGAGGCUCCGAAAACAAAAACUGGAGCCUUCGAGGGCGAAGCGAUGAUAAAAGGCUGCGCAAAAUUGGAACUUUUGGCAAAGAUGUUGAAGAAAUUGAAAGCAGGAGGGCACCGAGUAUUGAUCUUUUCACAAAUGACUCGACUGCUUGAUAUUUUGGAGGAGUUCUGCGAACAUUUGGGAUAUCGGUAUGAACGAAUUGAUGGAUCAAUUACGGGACAGAUGAGACAAGAGUCAAUCGAUAGGUUUAAUGGUGAGUGUGGGGGUUUGGGGUGUUUUUAAUUGUUUUUUAAAAGUUGAUGUUGAGAUUUUUUUUUGAAAAAAAUUUUCCCGUGAAGUUUGAUCUUUUUUGAUUUUCAAGGGCCAAUGACGAAAAAACCACGGAAUGAGCAACUUAAAAUUAAUAAACGUGUCAUUUCGAAUUAUCUAAAGCCUUCUUGUUGUAAAUGAAAUAAUAAGGGAGCGUUUUUUGAUGGCACUGAGAUUGAAGGCUCGAAAUUUUUAAAACCUCUGAGAUUCUCAAAAAGCAUUGAUUUCAGUGAAAUUUUCGAGCCGAACAGGAUGUUUAAUAAUUGUUCAUGAUUCCAAAAGGCGAAUCUGAGGCCCUUGAAACACAAAAAAAAAAAAAAAAAAAAAUUUUGAACUGGAGCACGGUUCGGAAUGCAAGAUUGGGGUGGUCGUAAUGUGUUUUUCUUUGUUAAAAUUUUUUUAUGGUUUUUUUUUAAUUAUAGCUGCCGGGUCACUGUAUUUUUUGUAAAAGUGCCCAAAAAAUUAAUCAAGAAUUUAUUUUUAGCCCCAAAUUCGGAGCACUUUGUCUUCCUCCUGUCGACCCGAGCUGGUGGUCUGGGAAUUAACUUGGCCACUGCUGACACUGUCAUCAUCUACGACUCGGAUUGGAACCCCCACAAUGAUAUCCAAGCCUUCAGCAGAGCCCAUCGUCUCGGCCAGAGAAAUCACGUCAUGAUUUAUCGGUUUGUCACAAGGAAUUCCGUCGAGGAAAGAAUCACAACGGUCGCCAAAAAGAAGAUGCUUUUGACUCAUUUGGCCAUCAGAAAUAAUAACAAGCAGACCACAAUGUCCAAGUCAGAGCUUGAUGAUGUCCUAAGAUGGGGAACGGAAGAGCUCUUCAAAGAAGAAGAAGAUCAGAUCCAAAUUGUGUGGGAUGAUGAAGCUGUGGAUGCUCUGUUACAGAGGGCUGAGGAGGCCGACAAAGAAACGGGCGAAAAGAAGGAUUGGGCCAACGAUUAUUUGAGCUCCUUUAAGGUAGGAAUUGGCUAUAUUUGGAGAUUUGGUGUUAAGAGGGGUCAUUUGGAAAUAUUUUACGGAGUUUUUCUCAAUUUUGUUAGCUUUAGGGUUAUUUUAGAGGCUGAUUUUGAGAUAUUGUGCUUUUAAAUUUAUUGGAAAUUAGAUUUUUACCCUUGCAUUUAAAUGCCAAGUCUUUUAUUAGGUUGGACGGAAAGUCUUUGCCUUUUUUUCUGCUGCUAUUUUUCCUUGCACUGAUGGACAAAGGCAAACACUAACAUACGACGUUGGUAGGGGGUAGGCAUCCCUAUCUCACAGCACAACCUUCAGCCAUCUUAAGCAUGUACAAACUGAGAACUUAAUUUAGACAUUUACCCAUCUUUGGUCAACAAGUAGAAAUCUUUGGCUGGUUUGUUUAACAAAGCCUUCUAGAAAACUGUUUUAGCACUGUUAAAAAGACUUCCUUUGAAGCUCUUAACAUGUGCAAACCCGGCGGGGAUUAAAUCAAAACCGAACCAGAAAACGUGGUUUUUAUGAGACCAAGCAAGUUUGAAUAUAAUUGCAGCCACCGCUUUGCCGAUGCAUUCCUAUGGGUUUAACUAUGAUAUGCCAAAAAUAAAGACACUCACUUACACUCAGCUACCCGUCAUUAGACAAUUGUUUUACUGCGUGACGUGACAGAACUCAAUUAUUUGUUUUUCAAAAAGUCGCUGGUGAACUAUUGGAUCAACCCGUAAAAUUGAAAAAGCGUUGAUAUCAGCUUUCCAAUCCUCCCUUUCUAGGGUGGAAAAUAGAGCCUCUGUAUCGUUCUACUACUGCAUGAAACAAUGGGUAACCAUUGUUAACUGUCAGCAAAUCACACGCGUUUCUCUAGGGCUAUAUAUUUUUGGCAAUUUUGUCUUUUUACGGAUAACUCGAGGCGCCUAUGACCCGGUUUACCCAUGUAGCACGUAAAAGGCUACCCAUGUUGUUCACUGAACUCUGUUAUAUAGACAGACCAUCAGCAAUGCGCGGAGUAAUAAGAAAACUUUUUUAAGCGGGGCGUUUGCUGAGGAUUUGGUUGAAAGAGUAGCUAUUAUUUUAUCCGAUAGGUUUUUUUAACAUUUACAAUUGUGUUUGCCGUAGUCGGAAAGACCACUGGACAUAGCCCACAAAGUUUCAUAGUCUCAUCAAAAGCGAUUUGGAAACUAGAGCUUGCGUUCUGGACCCCACCCGAAAUUGCCGCAAAGCGGAAAACCUCAUAUACUUACGCUCGUUUUGGCGGAGCACACGAAUGGCACAUAUCACAUAAAUCUGCACAUUGUACUCUUGUAUAUACUAGGUAUUUACGGUUGAAACUCAUUCUUGGCGCGAAAAAAAUAAAUUUCAAAAUUAUAUAAAAAAUGGCAAAGACUUUCCGUCCAACCUAAUAACUUCGUAUUUCACUUUCAGGUCGCCCAAUACGUCACCAAGGAGAAGGACGAAAAGGAUAUCACCGAAGAAGAGGUCAAAGAACUUAUUGAAGAAAAGCCACAAGCCGAAGACCCCGAUUAUUGGGAGCGCCUUCUCCGCCACCAUCAUGAAAAUGAAGUCGAGCAGCAAGCAGCUCAACUCGGGAAGGGCAAAAGAGUCAGAAGACAGGUCAACUAUGCCGCCGAUCACAUGGACUACAGAGGAAAGAAGGACCAAGAAAAUGAUGAUGAUUAUAAUGCCUCCUCCGAUGAGGAGGGCACUGGAGAAAGCGGACAUGGUAAGGAUUUGGUCGAAGGUUUUGAAUCCAAUUUGAAUUUGUGAAAGAGAAAUUGGAAAAAUUUAUUGUAAUACGCAAAAAGUUUUCGAAUUUUCUUUGAUCUUGACUAGCAAUUUUAUUUUUCUAAAUCUUCAAAUUUCAGCCACUGGCGAGGAAGACGAAGGUGGAGAACGCGGUGAACGUCGACGAAAGAAGGAACGCGAAGAGAAACUUCCUCCUCUUCUGACCAGGAAUCAAGGCCAAAUCGAAGUUUUGGGCUUCAAUCCGCGCCAAAGAAAGGCCUUCUUCAACGCGGUGAUGCGCUAUGGAAUGCCCCCUCCGGACGCGUAUCACUCCCAAUGGCUGGUGAAAGACUUGAAAUGCAAGUCCGAGAAAGCGUUCAAAGCCUACGCCUCGCUGUUCAUGAGGCAUCUCUGCGAGCCCGGAUCGGAUCAUAUCGACCAUUUCAACGACGGUGUGCCAAGAGAAGGCCUAAAUCGGCAACAUGUACUCACCAGAAUCGGAAUUAUGAGUUUGAUCAGGAAGAAAGUGCAGGUAAGGAAAUUUUCUUGCGGGGAAAUGAUGGGAGAGAUAUUUUUAAGGGAUUUUUUUGGUCCAAUGCACAGAUUAGAAUACUUGAUACAAAAGAAAAUUGAGAGAUUGAGUAGUGCUUCCGGACCUAAAAUAAUUUCCACUUUAUGUCGCAGUUUCGGUGAUAUUGAAAAAUCGAAAAGGCUUUGGAGGGUGGAGACAAGGUUUUCAGCAAGUUUUAAACCUUUUGGGAGAAUGCUUGGAAACGGCAAAAGUUUUGCAGGUUUUCGUGGUGGGAAUCGAAAAUAAAAAAUAGAGGUUUUUAGGGGUUUCUUUGGAGGUUGAAUCAGCAUGGCAAGGGUAUCCAAAGUUUUCAUGAUGGUCCUCAAAAUUUUUCAAGUUGAAAAGUAAUAAUCAUGAUGAAUUUCCAGGAGUUCCAAGAAGUGAACGGAGUGUGGUCCGUCUCCGAAGAGUCCGACAAACAGCUAGCCGACUGCUUGGUUACACUGGGCCUGAGGGAAAGCGAAGAAAAAGAGGAACCCGAAAAAGAUGGAUCGCAAGAACCACAAGAAACCGAAAAAGAAGAAAAAGAAAAGGAAGAAAAUGAUGAAAAGGAGGAGAAGGAAGCCUCGGAAAAGCCGGAAGAUAAGCCAGAAGAGGAAAUGGACACAGAAAAUAAUGAAAACAAACCGGAAGAGAUAAAAGACGAUGAGAACAAAGCGGAAAUUAUCGAAAAUGGUGCCAGAAAGCGAGGAGUGGCCACAUUCAAGUUUAACAUUUGCGAUGGAGGCUUUACUGAGCUCCACACUAUCUGGAAAAACGAAGAGGACGCCUUGAAAAAGGAAGAGAAGGAUUAUGAGAUCUGGAAUCGCCGCCAUGAUUAUUGGCUUCUGGCUGGAUUUGCAACGUAAGUUGAGAUUUUUUUGUUUUCAAGGAAAGAAUAUUAGUAUGAGUUUAUAAGGUGAGCAAUUUGAAAUUUUAGUUUUUUCUUUCGUUUUUAAUAAAAGGUGGUCUAAAAAUAAAAGAAAAGUGAGAUGGAGUUUCAUCAAUAUUUAUGUAUUUAUUGGUAAAUUUUUUUUGUUUCAGCCACGGUUAUGGCCGCUACAACGAUGUGAUUAACGACGUGAGGUUCAGUCUGUUGAAUGAAGCCUUCAAAAACGAAAAAGACCGCCCCGGAUUUAACGACAUGCGUCUGCGGUUCAUGCAACGAAGAUUCAAACUCCUCGAGCAAUCGUUGAUCGUCGAAGAACAACUCCGAAGAGCCGCGAACAUUUCUUAUGGCCAGAAACCCCCAAAAGAAGAGAAAAAGGAGGAAAAGGAAGAGGUUCAGGAGAACGGAGAAAAAUCGGAAGCCGAGAAAACGGCCGAAGCCCUGGAGAAAAAGUACAUACAGAUCACGAGCCUGGUUGACGCGAAUCAAGCGCUGGCCAAGGAAGCUUUUGCUGGAAAUAAAAAUGCGGCAGCGGUUUUGCAUAAAGUUCUGAGCCAACUGGAGGAUAUCUUGAAUGAUAUGAAAGCAGAUGUCAGCAGAUUGCCGGCUUCUGUGGCACAGCUUCCGUCGGUAGCGGAGAGACUGGAGUUGAGUGAAAGAACGUAAGGAAUUUUUGUUUUUUUUCAUUUUGAAGAAGAGACUUUUGGGUUUAUCGACAGGUGUAAAAAUUGACGUAUUUCAGAAUCCUGAACCGCCUCACCACCCGUGACUCCCAAGCCUUCGCCGGCAAAUCCCCCAUCCCCCCUCCCGGCCCAUUCGCCACUCCCGUACAAAACACCCGAUUCCACGGAAUUCAGCCCAAAUUCGCGGCGCUGGUCUCGGCAAAACCGGCCCGAACCCCCACUUAUGGCCAACCAACAGUAAUCUCGGUGGAUGACAAAAGUAACAAAAAGGAUGAAGCAAGCCCCGCCCCCUCGAAUGGAGUCCCACCAAAGUCGGAAAACAGCGAAAAUGGAACGCCGGCACCGGAGAAAAAAGAGGAACGGGAAGAAAAUGAGGAGUCGAGCCAAGAACCGAGCCAGGAGAGAAGCCUCGAAAGCAGCCAGGAAAGGUCCGUAGAACCAGCGGAAAAGAAUGGAGAGGAAGAAAAGGAGGCCAAGCCGGAGAAAGAAGAGAAUUCGGCGGAAGAAGAAGUGGUCAUGGAAGAGUAG
Bursaphelenchus xylophilus (pine wood nematode) is the source of this 13343-nucleotide messenger RNA. NCBI's taxonomy places the organism in Eukaryota, Metazoa, Nematoda, Chromadorea, Rhabditida, Aphelenchoididae. The record is from the annotation of a GenBank genome assembly.